Molecule: messenger RNA, 1953 nt
Organism: Aspergillus melleus
Lineage: Eukaryota; Fungi; Ascomycota; Eurotiomycetes; Eurotiales; Aspergillaceae
Gene: PCF11
Product: putative mRNA cleavage factor complex component Pcf11
Exons: 6
Coding region: 1-1953 (650 amino acids)
Biological process (GO): termination of RNA polymerase II transcription
Cellular component (GO): cytoplasm; mRNA cleavage factor complex
Molecular function (GO): RNA polymerase II complex binding; mRNA binding
Source: RefSeq, a predicted model, not a curated record
AUGUCGUCAGGAUUGGCCUCGGAUGAGGUCGCCGAGGAUUACAAGAAUUCCUUGGAAGAUCUAAUAACCAACGACAAGUUCCAGAUCGGCAAUUUGACCGUCAUCGCCAAAGAAAACACGGAACACGCCAUGGCCAUAUCGCGCGUGUUGGAGAACCAUAUUCGAACAACACCGCCGGCCCAAAAGUUGCCUGCCUUGUAUGUAGUCGACUCAAUAGCGAAGAAUGUAGGGACACCCUACACUCUUUUCCUAGGUCGCAAUAUGUAUCAGACCUUCAUGAAUGCCUACACUUUGGUCGACUCCCAAACUCGCCGGAAACUGGACGAGAUGCUCAAGACUUGGAAAGAGCCGGUGCCGGGGUCCUUGGACACAAGGCCUGUCUUUCCUCCGGAGACCACUCGAGGCAUCGAAAGUGCCCUGAUCAAGGCUAGAACUGCUGCUCUUCAGCAGCAGCAGGCUCGGAGCCAGCAAGACAUACUCGGCCGCGGUCGAGUCGGGACUCCUCCAGGCUGGACCAACAGCCCGACGCCCUCGCAGAAUAUGGCACGAUAUCCGUCUUCUGCCAAUUCAACUCCGCCCAUGCCAUACCAGAGAAAUGGCACUGGCCACGGACAUCAACCGGCGGACCCGCGCUCAACGCCGACUCCUCAGUCUCAACAACAUCAAACUGUCGACCUCUCGGCCUUAAAUCAGGAUAUCGAAACGCUGAUCACGGCAGCCCGGAGCGACUUUGCCAACAAUCCUCUAGAAACGUCCGUGCAGCAACGGCUAAAGGCGCUGUUGGACCUCCAGGGAAUAUUGCAACGCCAAGAGCUGACCCAAGAUCAGCUAAGGCUUGUCCGCCAUCAGGUCUCAACGCUUGCACCGAAACCUGCUAUACCAACGCCUCAGAAUCUCCCCCCGAGUAUCCCAGCCGUCUCAACCCCUACCAUGGCGACUCCGCCGACCCAAACGUUGUCCCAGCCUUUGCAACAACUUCUUAAUCCGGGGACCCUUGCCGAGUUGAUCAAGUCUACUGCCGCGCGCCAGCAACCAACUCCGCCACCUGCAGCUGCCAGUAUCUUGUCACAGAUGCCCCAAAAUAGCAGCACGCCUCAACCCGCUGUCACGUCGGCCCCCGAUAAUCCACUAAUCGCCGCUCUUAGGGCUCGAGGCCUGCUGCCCCCUGCUGCUGGUUCACCGGCUCCUACAGCUCCUCCUUCGGGCGGUGCCCCAGCCUUUCCGCUUAUUGUACCUGGUCAGAUGCGAUACACUCCUCCAGUCACCAACCCCUCGUCGAUGAAUGUCUCGGAGAUUCAGGUGAAUGUUCAAAUGAACACUGCGUCCAUCAAGAUACCCCGCACCCCCUUAAUCGCCAGCCUUUAUGAAUCAAGGUCAAAUCGAUGCGGAACGUGUGGUCGCCGGUUUCUCGCUACGGAAGAAGGAAAAGAAAAGAAGGCGCGUCAUUUAGACUGGCAUUUUCGAACUAACCAACGCAUGGCCGAUGCCGCCAAGCGGGCCCAGAACCGCAGUUGGUACGUCGACGAAAGGGACUGGAUAAAAUCCCGCGAGGCGGGAGAUGACCAAGGCCUUGUCGACCCCGAGGCCGCCGGUGAAGGCGCAACUGCAGCGGACGGCGCUGCUGCUAAAAAGGGCCCUCCAAAGCCAUGGAUUCGAGCCCCCAACGAUGCCACUCUGCGAAACACUCCUUGUCCCAUAUGUCAAGAGAAAUUUGAGUCGACGUGGUCCGAAGACGUCCAAGACUGGAUAUGGCAGGAUGCGGUCAAGGUCGGUAACCGUGUCUAUCAUGCUAGCUGCUAUGCCGAAGUCACUAAAGACGGACCGGCGCCCAUGCGCCGAGGCACGCCGUCAGGACGCACGGGAACGCCAGACUCCGUCCUGGGCAAGCGCAAAGUUGAGGAGUCGGACUCUCCAGGUCACAACGUUCGUGUCAAGACGGAGCCGAUGUCAUGA